Molecule: messenger RNA, 635 nt
Organism: Sitophilus oryzae (rice weevil)
Lineage: Eukaryota; Metazoa; Arthropoda; Insecta; Coleoptera; Curculionidae
Exons: 4
Coding region: 131-538 (135 amino acids)
Source: RefSeq, a predicted model, not a curated record
UUUGCCGGCGUCUGUCAAGAAAUCUUGUUACAUUUUAACGACUUUUCCUGUUUUUAUUUGAAAUUCCGGCAAAGGAAAUUAAACACACUUUUUUACUAGGAAAAUUGCUUAAUUGGAGGCCUUGUAAUUAAUGUUUUUCGACAAAAACAUGGAAGAUUCUUUCACAGAAAGGCUUUUGCAAAGUUUGAAACGUGCAAACGAAGGAAUCCUGAAAGCCAGUGAACAAACUAUACUUUCCUCCAAAAUGAAAGACCUGCCUAAUUCUGUUAAAUCAGAAUGGCUUGACGAAGAGAAACUCCUUAAAGAAUUCAGGGAAGCAGUUCAGGAAUUGAAAAUUGAUGAAAAACAUGAUGCUUUGAAGAAGAUCAGAAAUGUUAAAGACAUAUGUGUUAAGAGAAAAUCACAUCUGGAAACAAAGUAUGAAAAAAUUGAUAACAAAGUAGCCGUUUUACAAUCGGAAAUACCAGAAAGCUUAGAACAAUUGGAAAGUAAUUUAUCAGCCCAUGAUUUCAACGAAGAAAUUGAAAUCUUAACGUGAAUUAUUCUUGUAAAUCGCUUUGGACUUGGCUUAAAAGUGUUUCGUUUUGAUGAUGGUAAACAGGAUAUAAAAAUUUCAAUUCUUCAAGCUCCUGACU